Condylostylus longicornis is the source of this 899-nucleotide messenger RNA. RefSeq names its product dnaJ-like protein 60. The transcript is spliced from 5 exons. Bases 83 to 718 code for a protein of 211 amino acids. The record is from RefSeq and is a predicted model, not a curated record. Lineage: Eukaryota; Metazoa; Arthropoda; Insecta; Diptera; Dolichopodidae.
UCAGUUCUACAGGUUCCUAAGAAAAUAUAUGUCAUUUAUGACCUUAUGUAAUUUUAUAAUCAAUCAAAACAAAUAAUUGGGGAUGAAUAUUAUUCGGCCGUGUUUACAUAAAUAUAGAACACAGUUUCCAAUAAUUUUUUGGCUUCGUCAUUUAAAUGCGCAACGUUCAGAUGCAACAUAUUAUGACGUGCUAAAUUUAAAAAGAAAUUGCACUACUGAGGAAAUACGAAAUGCUUUUAUUAAAUUGUCUAAAGAACAUCAUCCUGAUGUAAAGUCAGUGCAAAACGACCCGAAAGCAACUGCUAAAUAUGUUCUUAUUAAAGAAGCUUAUCAAGUUUUGAGCAAAAAAGCAAGCAGAAGGGAGUAUGACCAAGAUUUGGCUGCAAAGGGUUUUCAAAAUGUCACUUAUCAACACGCUCAAGGACCGUGGAAAGUAUAUCCCAACUAUAAUGAGAACCCAGGUCCUUAUUAUGGAGUAGAAGGAUGGCAAAGAAUAUCAAAUUUGAAAUUUGUUUGGAUUCUGCUAGCUUUUGCCACUGUAUUUACAGCGUUAGAAUUUUAUCUCGUUAGAAACUCAUUUACAUUUGAUAGGAAACGAUUGGAUGAGUUAUCAAAAGAAGCAAGCAAUUUACACGAAUCUGUUAGAGCUGAUGCCGUAAAAUAUGGUAAUGAUAAACAAUUGGAAAGAGUAAUACAGCGCAUUUUGAAAGAUAAAUAAAAUGUGGCAGGAACUUUUUAAAUAACAGGAGAAUUAAAAAUAUCUGUGAUUUAGAUAAUGUAAAAAAAACCAUUUUUAUAAAAAAAAUUGUUUAGCACUGGAGGCUAGUUCUGUUUGACUAAAUUUAUAAUAAUAAAGAAAAAUAUAUUUUAUUACCGCUACUUGAAUAAUUAAAUAUAAU